AUGAAAGAUAUAGAGAUAUACGUAAAACACAAUGAAAAUACAGAUCAACAAUCAGUGGUACCGAUGGUCAGACCCAUGCUAUUCCCCGAAUGGGACGACAUAAGACUUUUAGAGCUUAUAAACGGAGCUAAAGUCUACUUAUAUGCUAACUCUUUGACACCUGUGGUCCGAAUGACUGAUUUGUUGCAAUGGUAUGCAAUCAUGGAUUGGUUCUACAGUAAGGAUAUCCUCAAACUGAUAGCUAUGUCCAAGAAUUUGAGUGCAUUUGACAGUAUGUGCGACAACGACAAGAUAGCACUCGUAAAGUACGGCUGGUUUGAGAUCCUAUGCCUCCGUUCACUCACUUAUUAUUGCCGGUCGGGAACACUCGAUAUAUGGAAUGUAUAUAUCGAGUUAACCGCUAUAGUACUGUUUAAUCCAAAUCAAAAACAUCUCAUUAAUAGCGAGGUGGUCAGGUGA
Molecule: messenger RNA, 459 nt
Organism: Oppiella nova
Lineage: Eukaryota; Metazoa; Arthropoda; Arachnida; Sarcoptiformes; Oppiidae
Source: the annotation of a GenBank genome assembly